CUCUUCUCGGCGACUGGAGUUGGAGGCGAGAGUGCUUCCUCCGGAGAUCUGAGGGUUUCCUUUUUCACAGUUGAAUUUCUUCCAAAAGUUUGUGCGGGAAAAGUAGAUCCAUCAAGGAAAUGGUUAUGCUGGCCGUGAAUUGAAGGCGGCGCCCAUCUUUCCCCUCUCUCAACUUGUAUACAGAUAAUGGAGGAAAAUUUGGUGCACAACGAGAGUGUGGAGGAGGAAGAAGAAGAGUAUGUAUUGCUGAAUCUGGAUGAGGUUAGAGGCCAAGUUGAUAUCCCACCAAAUGCUCCAUAUGUUCUAUCCGGUCUAGACACGCCGAACCCUAUAUUGGUUAUAGGCGACAGCUUGAAGGUGAUCGGAGAAUAUGAAGAAACAAUUGGUACAUGCUUGGUUUUCUCAGAAGGCCAGGCCACCCCUGUGGUUCAUGAAGAGACGGGACCAUCUGAAGCAAAUCUUUUUUCAGGCACAUUCAUAAUAGAUCCUAAUCAAGCUCCAGCCAAGGAAGUUAAACCGAUUGCUAGCCUCCAGAAGAUUUUGAGGUUUAGACUAUUACACGAAGGUGAUGUUCAAGAUGCAACUUCUGAACCUGUUGAUAUUUGAACACUGUCUCAAUACCCAUUACUUGUUAUCAGUUAUCUAAAGUCAAUCUUGAGUUUAUGUGAAAAGAAUGCCAUUGUUGUCCCCAACAAACUGUACUUACAAUAAUAGAUUUAGGGUCUGUAAUAUCA
Vitis riparia (riverbank grape) is the source of this 734-nucleotide messenger RNA. RefSeq lists its product as uncharacterized. The record is from RefSeq and is a predicted model, not a curated record. The transcript is spliced from 5 exons. Lineage: Eukaryota; Viridiplantae; Streptophyta; Magnoliopsida; Vitales; Vitaceae. Gene Ontology annotation, biological process: transcription by RNA polymerase III. Gene Ontology annotation, cellular component: transcription factor TFIIIC complex. The coding region runs from base 187 to 606 and encodes 139 amino acids.